This is a messenger RNA of Didymella exigua CBS 183.55, 4137 nucleotides long. RefSeq lists its product as uncharacterized. The record is from RefSeq and is a predicted model, not a curated record. The coding region runs from base 201 to 3743 and encodes 1180 amino acids. NCBI's taxonomy places the organism in Eukaryota, Fungi, Ascomycota, Dothideomycetes, Pleosporales, Didymellaceae. The transcript has a single exon.
GGCGGGUCGGGGUGGUGGGUGUGGGAAUCGCGGGAGUCGGCGGUGCGGCGGUAGAUGGUCGCAUCCUUCCGCGACGGUGCUGCCAAAGGGCCGACGGUGCUGCAACGCGACACUUUGCAGCCGACCCUCUCCUUUUCCGCAACUGAUUCCCGCGACGGACCACCCGCUCUGCCUGCGCUGGCGAGCCACAACAGCGUACCAUGGCCUCUCCGCCGCCAGUGUCGCCGCUUCCGCCCGCGCCCGCCGAGGUGCUGCACUCCCCGAUGCCCGACCUGCAGUCGCUGCAGGGCGCGUACGUCGGCAACAUCAGCCGCCUGGAGGAACACGCCGAGCGCAUGAGCGAGGCCGGGUCCGACCUCGACGACGAGAUCCGCAGGCUACACGCCGACCUGAAGGCGGGCAGCGAUGGCCUCGCCCGCGUGCACUCGGGCCGCAGCCGCAACCUCUCGACGAGCUCGCACGCCAACUCGGUCGUCGACACCAACGGGCCCGCGCGCUGGGGCGGCUACUCGCCCGCGGGCUACGUCACGUCGCCCGCGGGCUCGCUCGCGUCGGGCUCGUGGUCGAACCCGCCGACGUCUCUGCAGCGCCAUCGCUCCGGCAGCAAGGCCUCGCGCCUGGGACAGGUUGUGCAUCCGGAGCAGGUGCGCGAGGAGCGGGACGAGCGGGGCGAAAUGGACGAGCGGGGCGAAAUGGACGAGCGGGGCGAAAUGGACGAGCGGGACGACAGGGACGACAGGGACAACAGGGACGAGCGGGACGAGCACCGCGGACGCCCCGGCUCGCCCAGCAGCAUUCUGGCCACGCCCGUCGAGCACCAGCGCCACGUCUCGUCCUUUACCCGCAAGUACGAGGAGAUUGCAAACGAGAUCCGCGACGAGAUCCGGAGUAGCGACCGCGACCGCGGCCGCGACGACGACGACCAGUACCACAACCGCGACCACACCCACACCCACACCUACGACGACGACACCCACAACGACGACACCCACCACAACGACGGCACCCACCACCCCUACCCGCACUACCUCCCCGACCGCCCGCCCACGGCCGCCUCCACCGACACCACCCACCAGGCACGCACCCUCUGGCAGGACUUUGACGGCACACACGCCCCAGACACGGUCCCCGAAGAGGACGAGCCGGACCCGUCCAAUGGCCGCCGCAGCCGCAGCUCGUCCUUUAUGAUGCCGUCCCUGGGAGCGCCGCCGCCCGAGGAGGGCAUGGUCUUCUACCCAGCCCCCGUGCCGCGCAUGCUGAACCUGCCCAAGCGCCUGUCUCAGCUGCCUGCUGGCGACGUGGCGGCACGACGGCGCACCCAGGUUCUGGACCAGAUGCAGGCCGAGAGCAGGAAAUCUGCCCCCUGGCUCAACGCUCCCGAGCCCCCGAAGAACCGGAAGAGUCGGCAGAGCUUCGCCGGCCUGCCUGCACAGCUGCGGGCGAGUGCCUUUUUCGACCAGCAGGCGCCUGCGCACGAGUUCGAGGUCAAGGGCGAGUCUGCCGAGGCCACCCUCGACAGCAUCCUCGAGGCCUCUGCUCGCGCCCCUGUGUCUGCCUUCACCGACAGUUCCUUUACCCAGGCACGCGACCGCAAGAGCACCAGGCUGUCCCUCAUGGACCCGGUCUAUGUAGAACCCCUGACAACCAAGAGGAGAAGCUCCUUCAACAUCCUCGACACCACCACAAACUCCAGCGGCGCCAAGCUGAACAAGCUCAAGAAGCGGAACAGCUCUGCAGACAUGAACAUAUUGGUCGCCAGGGCUGCCGAGAGCCGCAUGAGCUUGGGCGCUGACCUGGACCACCGGGACGACCUGGACGACCGGGACGACCCGGACGCGCGCGCACGAGCACCCAACAGCCACGACGCGCGAGCACCCGACAGCCACGACGCGCGAGCACCGGACAACCACGACGCGCCGUCGCGACGCACUUCUUCCGAGAGCCACGGCGGGCUCGAAGAGCAAGCCGUGGACGACGAGCCCGACAAGGACGACGAGCCGCACUUCUUCGGCCCCCCAACCACAUUGCUUGCUGAGCUCCAGCUGCGCAAAGCAAAGCAGAAGGAGCGGAACAUGAACUACGUCACAAUGGUCGAAGAAGGCAGGAUCACGUCGCACCGGACACUGCUCGACCUCAACGACGACGCUGAGCGGGAGCACCAGAAACGACUGAAGAAGAAGGUCCAGCUCGCGUGGGAGGCCCAAGACGAGGACGAUUCCGACGACGACGUCCCUCUCGGGAUCCUGUACAAACAGCCUCAGCGGAACAACGACUGGAACCGCCCGCUCGGCCUGAUUGCUCAGCGAGAGCUCGAGGAGAACGAGCCGCUCAGCAAACGCCGGGAACGACUGACGGGAGUCCCGAUCAGCCGCAAGGCAGCCACGCCCGGCGCGUACGACAGUCAAACACACCUCCAGCUCCCCGGAGCCCUCACGCCGCAGCCAGAGUCCGAGGAAGACGAGCACGCCGGCGAGACCCUCGGCGAGCGAAGACGUCGGCUCGCGGACAAGAAGAUGCUAGAAGAGGCUCUGGGCGACGACGUCCGCAACAGCACAGUGAGCGGCGACUUUGCCGCCGAGAUGCUCUCCAAGCUGGGCGUCGACGACGCGCCCCCAGCAUCAAAAGACGCGCCCCCCGCAUCAAAAGACGCGCCCCCCGCAUCAAAAGACGCGCCCCCCGCAUCAAAAGACGCGCCCUCAGCAUCAAAAGACGCGCCCCCAGCAUCAAAAGACGCGCCCGACGACGGCGAAGAGGAAACCCUCGGCCAGCGCCGCGCGCGCCUCGUAGCCGAAGCCGAAGCGCGCGGCGACAUGCUAAACCCCGGCGAGCGCGGCCUCAAGUCCAAGAUGAGCCUCGCCGACGUCCUCGGCGCAAACCCCUACGACGAGCAACACCAGGCGCGCAAGGUCUCCAACGAGCAGCUCAUGUCGCACCUGCCCGCGGGCUCGCUGCUGCACCAGAACGCCGUGCAGGAAGAGAGGCGCAAAGCGCAGCGCCUGACGCAGACGAUGCGGGCCAGCAGCCUCGGCCUCGGCAAUCCGCUCGUCAGCGGCGGCCUGAGCACGACCGCCAGGGACGACGACGACCAGCCGCUCGCGCUGAAGAUCCAGGCCUACAAGCAGAAGAUGGGCGGCCUGGGCGCGCUCGACCAGCCACGCGGCCAGUCCGUGUUCAGCCCCAUGGGCGCCAGUCCGGCCAUGAACAUGAGCCAGCCCGUCGGCAUGGGCGCGCAGAACCCGCUGAUGAUGGGCGCGCAGAACCCGCUGAUGAUGGCCCACAUGCAGCCCAUGCCGCAGAUGGGCAUGCCCAUGGCCAUGAACAACAUGGCCAUGAUGAGCCAGAUGAGCCUGCAGCAGCCCGCCAUGCACCCCGGCCUGGGCGCCCGCCAGAGCUCCAUGCCCAUGCAGAUGAGCAUGAUGCAGCCCGGGCCGCAGAUGAACGUCAUGGGCGGCAUGCCGAUGAUGCCGGGCGUGAACAUGCCGGGCGCGAACAUGCCGGGCAUGAAUAUGAAUGCCAACAUGCAGGGUAUGAAUGUCAACAUGCAGGGCAUGAAUGCCAGCAUGCAGGGCAUGAAUGCCAACAUGCAGGGUAUGAAUGUCAAUAUGCAGGGCAUGAAUGCCAACAUGCAAAAUAUGAACACGCCCAUGAAUAUGGGCCCGAUGGACCCCAAUAUGCUGCUGCUGCAGCCGAUGAACCCGCAGCAGCGGAACAACAUUGAGGGGUGGAUGAAGGGGAUACGGUAGUCUUUUUUUUUUUUUUUUUUCUUUCUUUCCUUUUUUUCCGGUUGCAGCGUGCAUCUAUCAUUCUGUUGGGAUUUGGUUGGGAGCGUUGCAUUGCAUACACGGCGUUGGGUUGGGUUGGGUUGUUUGUAAGAGCGGAUAUUGGGGCGUAUCUCUAUUGCUACUUCUGUUACUCCUUCCAUUGCUGCCAUAUGUUCAGAACAAAUCGAAGCAGCAUGCCGUGGAUUGUGACUGUCAGCUUUUCGAACAACUACACCUUGGGCAGAUGGAUGUGAGAAUGGGCAAAGCCAACAGCUGCGGGGGUCACAACAGUUCUUACCUUGGGUCACAACAGUUCUGACCUUGUCUUCUAGCUGCAAUGAGAGUACCUCGCCGUUAUUCGUCAUCCCGACGUUCA